UAGAAAAAUAAUUAUUGUUCAUUCGGUAGACAAAUUGUGUAAAUUUUUUCAAUAGUACCUAAUGACUCGAUAUUGCUCUGUUUACAUUGUGUGUGCCGAAGGUUCAACGGCAAGAUUUGUGUAAAUAUUAUGGAAUGAGUUUUCAAUUAGUUUGAUAUAUUACGGAAACAUCAUUCGCCAACGAACUUUUAUCGGCACCGUACAAAGUGUCCACCUCAGAACUGCCCACGUCGAGUAAAAUACAAAUUCUAUCCGAGUCCGUCGUUCAAAGUAAGAUGGAAUCGAGUACUUUCUUCAAUUGUCCUGUUAGAGUAAAAGACGAACCUCGUGAUGAGCUUCUCAAUGAUAAUGAUUAUAAAAUAAUUGACACGACACCCGUCACUCAAAAUAUUAAAUACGAAAGGUUUUGGCAAGAAAAUGCAACCCAAGAGCUUCUUCAUGAAUAUGACGAAAAUCAUGAAAUUGAACUUGACGAUCUGGAAAUCGAAAUGGAAUGUACCGACAUGAAGCCCAAUUUAUUGGCGGUUGCGAAAAUUGAAGAUCAUUCUCCAAAUCAAUGGCUGAAUGGUAAUGAGUAUAAAACAGGAAGCAAAAUUAAAUUAGAAACUUUUGGGACAGUGAAGAAAGAAAUUUUAAGCGAAGAAGAAACUGAUUUGAAUUUCGGACGUGGACUCAGAGAGCAAAAUAAACAAGAAACUGUUUCAAAAGAGCUAAACAAUGAAAAUAGGCUCAAAAUUCACAAUGAUACUAGGCAUAAUAAAAUCACACAUGAUUGUAAUAUUUGCGGAAAAUCAUUCAAAUAUAAGAGUAAUCUCCAAACACACAUGGAUUCGGUGCAUCGUAAAAUUAGGCAUGCAUGCGAUACAUGCCAAAAGACAUUCUCAGACAGAAGUAAUCUCAGAAAUCACAUCAAUUCGGUGCACAAUCCAGUCCGACAUGCAUGUGAUAUAUGUCAAAAGACAUUCUCAGACAAGCGUUAUCUCAAAAAACACAUUAAUGCGAUACAUAAUGGUGAAUCACAUGUAUGUGAUAUUUGCGAAAAGACAUUCAUACAGAAAAGUCAUCUCAAAAUCCACAUCGAUGUGGUGCACCGUAAAAUCACUCAUCCAUGUGAUAAAUGCCAAAAGACAUUCUCAGAUAAGGGUUAUCUCAAAAAGCACAUCGAUUCGGAGCAUAAUGGUGUCCCUAAUGUGUGUGACAUUUGUGGGAAGACAUUCUCACAAAAAAGUAAUCUCAAAACUCACAUUAAAUCGAUACAUCAUAAAAUUACGCAUCCAUGUGAUGAAUGCCAAAAGACAUUUUCAGACAAGUAUUAUCUUAUAAUCCACAUCGAUGCCGUGCAUAAUGGUGUCCCAUAUGCGUGUGACAUUUGUGGGAAGACAUUCUCACAAAAAAGUAAUCUCAAAACUCACAUCGAAUCGAUACAUCAUAAAAUUACGCAUCCAUGUGAUAUGUGCACAAAGAAAUUUACUACGAAAAGUAUUCUUAAAGCCCAUAUCGAUGCGGAGCACAAUGGAAUCACACACGCAUGUGAUUUCUGCGAAAAAAAAUUUAAAUAUAAAACUCAUCUCAAAAGGCAUGUGAAAUCGUCGCAUAAUGUUAUAACCCAUUCAUGCGGGACAUGCGGAAAGACAUUCAGACAAAAAAGAAAUCUUAAAGCUCACAUCGACGUGGCGCAUAAUUCGCCCAUCAAAACCUAACAUAUAUAUUAAAUUUAUGUUCAAUGAUGAC
Trichogramma pretiosum is the source of this 1731-nucleotide messenger RNA. RefSeq names its product zinc finger protein OZF-like. The record is from RefSeq and is a predicted model, not a curated record. Bases 276 to 1700 code for a protein of 474 amino acids. The transcript has 4 exons. Lineage: Eukaryota; Metazoa; Arthropoda; Insecta; Hymenoptera; Trichogrammatidae. Gene Ontology annotation, molecular function: DNA-binding transcription factor activity; RNA polymerase II cis-regulatory region sequence-specific DNA binding. Gene Ontology annotation, biological process: regulation of transcription by RNA polymerase II.